AUUUUUACUUGCUUUGUUGGUGGUUGAGAAAUGUCUGCGACUGGCAACUCGAAGCGACAGCUCGAAGCGGACAAUGCUGCUCCUCCUACAACUGCUGCUGGACCAUCGCGAGAUCGCAAGCGACAGCGGAUCACACGCGAGUUGGACGCCGAGUGCGACGAGGUCGAGCUGGACUUUGGAGGCGAAACCCUCACUGCUGUGGAGCUGCUUCAGUUUGCUCGCCAGGAAGCAGCGGCGGCAGCGGCAGUAGCAGCAGCGGCAGGGGCAGGCGACUCUGAUGCUGCUGAUGACCAACCCACUGGAACACUCGUCCAUGUGGACGACGACAAUACGAUCGUGCAAGCACUGUCCAGCAAGGAUCGCUCGCAAUAUCAAAGCAAAGUAGUGCAAGCACUCAUCGCAGCCAGUCUCCAACGCUUUGAAAAGGAAGUCAAGGACGACGCAGCUCUCACAAAGUCAUUCUCGCAUUGCAAGCAGUGGGCUGAAGCGCUCGCAUUUGCAACUCGUCAGGCGCCUUCGAGCGAACUGUUGGCAGCUGCCAUUCAGAAAGGUGAAGAAGCGCUGGGCGUGGCUUCUCCGACAGACAACGUGCACACUCUCGUCGAUUUCCUCGCCGACUCGUUGUGGGAGCUGGUGCAAGACGAACAAUCCAUGGAUGACGGAAUCAACCUGCAGAACGACGACCCAGAGCAGCCGUUUUCGCGGAAGGUGCAGUCACUCAUCAAGCGAGCGACCGAGCUCACAAAACGUAGCAUUGCGUAUCAUGCGACAGUCAGCGACAUUGAUCAAGCAAAGGCCAGCUUGAACUCUUUGGAUGCAAUGCUUGGCGUUUCGCGAGUCACCUUAUCCUUUGACACACUUGUCGCCUGGAAAAAGUCACUGGAAGCAAUUUUCCAGCAACCAAAGUCUUUGGCCAGCCAACUCUCCGAGGAAGACCAGAUUCGCGUCCUUCGCGUUGAAGCCCACUUGUCACUCAUGGGUAUUCCUCCAAACCACGCAGACCGGCUCCCAGCGUUGCGCAACGCAAUUGCUCCGCUCAAGGCCGCGUUGGAGCAGACUUCCAAUCUGUCAAAGGCGGUGACGGGAGCCGUGUACACGGAUCUCGCGACCUGGCACUUGGACAUUUCGAUUCAGACCGAAGAUGAUGCCGUCAGCGAGGAGCACAUGAUGCUGGCCGUUGAAGCAGGCACGCACGCAGAAGAGGCUGGGUACACGAGCAGCGCCUACCAGCAACUGAAAGCCACCUUGGAAGGCCAGGACGUCGACGGCGAUGACCAAGAGCAAAGUGAUCAUGAUCAUGGCGAGCAUGACGAUGCUAGCGAUGAAGAUGACGAGGAUGAGGACGAGGAUGAGGACGAGGCAUAGCCACAACAAGUUGUCUUUGUCGUUGCCGAAUUCAGUUGGAAAAAAUCAUUGCCGAGGUACUUUGCAUUCAAAAUAUAACAAAGAACACUUGAAAGCA
Messenger RNA from Capsaspora owczarzaki ATCC 30864, 1462 nucleotides. RefSeq lists its product as hypothetical. NCBI's taxonomy places the organism in Eukaryota, Filasterea, Ministeriida, Capsasporidae. The transcript has 8 exons. The record is from RefSeq and is a predicted model, not a curated record. Bases 31 to 1365 code for a protein of 444 amino acids.